AUGUCUGACUCCGAGCUCUCCAGCGCCGCCAACAUCCCUGCCGACAGCGAGAUCGAACGAUGCCUGGAACGCGUCACCAGAGCGUUCGUCAAAGACGAGACGCAAGAGUUGACCAUUAAUUUGGUGCGUUCGCGUGCAGAGGAAGAGUUGGGACUCGACAAAGGGUUCUUGAAAAACACUUCAGAGUGGAAGGACCGGAGUAAGAAGCUCAUUCAAGACACUGCCGACGAGGAGGAGAAUGCGGACGAAGAAGAGGAGCCUCCGAAACCCGCACCAAAGCCAAAGGCCAAACCGAAGGCAAAGCCUGCGGCGAAGGCUGGGAAGAAGCGAAAGUCUGACGAGGAAGAGAACAGCACCAAGAAGCGGCAGAAGAAAGCGACCAAAGUCGAGUCUGAAGACGACAUAUCCGAGCCCGAACUCGACAACGAUGACGAGGAGUCUGAUGUGAAGCCAGCGAAGAAGCAAACGAAGAGGACUGCGAGGAAGCCUGCGAAGCGAGGGUCAACCGCCAAGGUUGAGAGCGAUGACGAAGAUGAGGAGCAGAAGCCAUCAGUAGAUAAGGACGAGGAGGAGGAUGAUGAUGAACCACAAGAGAGCAAGUCUAGACAUACCGCACCCAAGGAUGAGAGUGAGCUCUCUGAUGUCCCCGACAAGCUUGAAGAGGACGCACCUAAAGCCAAUGGCAAAUCUGCGCCGGCAGACGACGACGAGAGCGAUAUGUCUUCGUUGAUCGAUGACCCACCACCAAAGAAGAAGCGCCAAAAGAAGACUACAUCAUCUGAGACCAAGUCCAAAGCUACUGCCAAAGGAUCAAAGGCAACCAAAUCGAAGUCAUCGGGCAAGGAGACCUCGCCAGACGAAGAAGAGAUCAAGAGACUUCAAGGCUGGCUCGUCAAAUGCGGUAUCCGCAAGCGGUGGCACCUCGAGCUCGCAAAGUGUUCGACGCCAAAAGAGAAGAUCAAGCAUCUGAAGGGCAUGCUCGACGACGCCGGCAUGAGUGGGCGGUACAGCAACGAGAAGGCAAAGCAAAUCAAGGAAACUCGAGAGCUGGCAGAAGAAAUCGAAGCGGCUCAGGAGUUCAACGAGCGUUGGGGUCAGAGCGAAGGCGAUGACGAUGACGAAGAAGACGACAAAAAGAGCGGAGCCGAUGGCGAACAGGAAGCCGAAGAGAACAAGGCUGAUGGUCCGCCAAAGCGUAGGCUGCCCAAGGGCUUCGUCGACUUUGGCGACAGCGGCGAUGACGGCAGCGAUUGA
Zasmidium cellare ATCC 36951 is the source of this 1254-nucleotide messenger RNA. RefSeq lists its product as uncharacterized. Gene Ontology annotation, cellular component: nucleus. NCBI's taxonomy places the organism in Eukaryota, Fungi, Ascomycota, Dothideomycetes, Mycosphaerellales, Mycosphaerellaceae. The transcript has a single exon. Bases 1 to 1254 code for a protein of 417 amino acids. The record is from RefSeq and is a predicted model, not a curated record.